AUGCCUGUCUAUACGGUUUCCAAUGUGCAAAAUAUUAGAGUAUGUGUAGUUAUGGUUGGUUUGCCUGCUCGAGGCAAGUCUUUCAUAUCGCAAAAGAUUGUCAGGUAUCUCUCGUGGCUUUCGAUCAAUGCGAAGAGUUUUAAUGUUGGCAACUAUAGGCGACAACAUGCUGGAGCGGAACACCCGGACGCGGAGUUCUUCGAUUUUGCGAAUAAAGAGGCAUAUAAGAUUAGACAGCAUGCGGUUACUAUGGCUGUUGAGGAUAUGAUGCGAUGGUUUAACGAGAAAGAAGGUGUUGUUGCUAUACUAGAUGCCACAAACUCUACUCCGGAAAGAAGAGAGUGGAUCUUGAAGCUUUGCAGGGAAAAUGGUAUCGAGCCCAUGUUUCUUGAAUCGUGGUGUGACGACCAAGAUUUGAUCCUGAGGAACAUAUCGGAAGUCAAGACUACAUCCCCAGAUUACCAAGGGAUAGAUCCAGAUGUGGCGACGAAGGAUUUUUUGAAGAGAAUAUCCAAGUACGAAUCUGUAUAUGAACCCUUGGACGAGAUCAAGGACAAGGAUAAAACCUUCGUACGUUUAAUCAAUGUUGCACAGCAAGUGAUCAUCAACAAGAUUGAAACAUAUCUAGAAAGUCGAAUUGUCUUUUAUGUUAUGAAUCUGCACAUCAGACCAAGAUCCAUAUGGUUAUCUAGACACGGAGAGUCGAUCUACAACGUUGAAAAGAAAAUUGGAGGUGACUCCCAUCUAUCGCCAAGGGGUCUCCAAUACGCAAAGAAACUACCCGAUUUGGUGAGACAGUCUGCUGGUGAUGUGGACUUAACGGUAUGGACAUCAACUUUGGUGCGGACUGGCGAAACGGCUCAACAUUUGCAAUACAAACAGCUUCAGUGGAAGGCUCUUGAUGAGCUAGAUGCUGGUGUCUGUGAUGGAAUGACAUACGAGGAAAUCGAAGAAAAAUACCCAGAAGACUUCAAGGCCCGUGACGAUAACAAGUACGAGUACAGGUACCGUGGAGGUGAGUCGUACCGUGACGUCGUCAUUAGAUUGGAGCCCAUUAUUAUGGAAUUAGAGCGCCAGGAGAACAUUCUAAUCAUUACUCACCAAGCCGUAUUACGUUGUAUAUAUGCAUAUUUCAUGAAUGUUCCACAAGAAGAGUCGCCAUGGAUGUCCAUACCCUUGCAUACUUUAAUCAAGCUGGAGCCCAGAGCCUACGGUACAAACGUCACCAGGAUCAAAGCCAAUAUCCCUGCAGUCAGCACCUAUAAGGAAAAGGGAACUUCCCAGGUAGGCGAAUCCGAACAAGGCGGGGUAAAGUCAAGAAGCAUUCUGAUGAGUGCUCCUGAACUUGACGUAAAAUCAACAAAAACGUAG
Kluyveromyces marxianus DMKU3-1042 is the source of this 1371-nucleotide messenger RNA. RefSeq names its product fructose-2,6-bisphosphatase (gene FBP26). The record is from RefSeq and is a predicted model, not a curated record. The coding region runs from base 1 to 1371 and encodes 456 amino acids. Gene Ontology annotation, cellular component: cytosol. Gene Ontology annotation, molecular function: fructose-2,6-bisphosphate 2-phosphatase activity; ATP binding; 6-phosphofructo-2-kinase activity. Gene Ontology annotation, biological process: fructose 2,6-bisphosphate metabolic process; fructose metabolic process. The transcript has a single exon. Lineage: Eukaryota; Fungi; Ascomycota; Saccharomycetes; Saccharomycetales; Saccharomycetaceae.